Messenger RNA from Culex quinquefasciatus (southern house mosquito), 3164 nucleotides. Its product is annotated as repressor of filamentous growth 1. The coding region runs from base 181 to 2181 and encodes 666 amino acids. The record is from RefSeq and is a predicted model, not a curated record. NCBI's taxonomy places the organism in Eukaryota, Metazoa, Arthropoda, Insecta, Diptera, Culicidae. The transcript has 3 exons. Gene Ontology annotation, molecular function: RNA polymerase II cis-regulatory region sequence-specific DNA binding; DNA-binding transcription factor activity, RNA polymerase II-specific. Gene Ontology annotation, biological process: regulation of DNA-templated transcription; anatomical structure morphogenesis; cell differentiation.
UCAAAUCCUGCCCAAACAACGGUAGAUUCCUUUCUUCUGUCAGAAAGGAACAAAGCCACGUUGUUUUAAAACGCUUUCUUCUGUUCGAUCGGCGGUAAACAAUCGCGGCGGGUGCGAAAACAAUCGGUAUUGUUUUAAUUUCGAUACAAAGUGAUUGUUUGUGUGAUUAAGUGCGGAACAAUGAGCUCGGCCGAAGACGAGUCGAGUCGGGAUGGCCUACAGCAGCAGAUCGUCGUGGAAGAGAUCGAUCAGACGGAAGAGUUGCUGCUGGUCGCCGCCGGGGACAACACCAGCGGACUCGGUCAUGAUAGCACGGGUUGUUCUGGGGAAGAUGGGGUUGUGAUUGAGGCUGGGGAAGGGGAGGGCGAGCAGCAGCAGCAGGAGGAGGAAGUGACCUCUGUAAUUAUCGAUGACCACUGGCCUAGCGGACAGAUUCUGGUCGAGGGCGUCGAUGAGUACGGCGGCACGAUCCACUUCUUCGCCGACACGCUGAGCGUCGCCAGCAACAGCGGCGGUUCCCAGUCGCCACCGCCGUCGGUAUCGGCGGCGACCAACACGACGACCACGACGACGACGGUAACCGUGAUGGAACUGCCCGACGGCGAGGAAUCCGACGAGGAGGUCAAGAAAGCCGUCGACCGGUACUACAACCAGCUGGAACUGCCGGCCAACUCUUCCGGCGAGGACGAAGAUCCGGCCGCCGAUCCGGACAAUGCCUUCCUCAACAGCUACAUGAUCCAGUACAAGAUGGAAUCGAUGCGGCAAAGCACCGGCGACGAUAUGCUGACGAUGGAGUCUGACAUGAAGGGCGGCAUACUGCACGCCACGAUGCCCCCGCAUCACGGGUCCUCGCUGCACGGGCACUCGACGUCGCCGUACGGUGCGUUGGGCUCGCUGAGUAUGAUGAACAUUGCCCAGUCGCAGUUGGGUGGCCACCAGACGCAACAUCUGGGUCACCAGCAGCAUCUGUCGCACAGCAAUAGUGGGAGUGCGUACGGCGGCCAGACGCUGAGCAAUCCGCACGGAUCUCCGCUGCAGCCGGGCUCGGGACUGAGUCCGACGACGCAGUCCAGCCAGCAGCAGACACCUCCAUCGACGGGCCUGGGCAAUCAUCACAUUACCUCGAGCGGACAGACGCAUCCGCACGGAGGUACCGUCGUGAACCACAACAAUAACAACACCAGCAAGGCGGCCCAGCAGAACGCGGAUCGCGUCAAGAGGCCAAUGAAUGCGUUCAUGGUGUGGUCUCGGGGACAGCGCCGGAAGAUGGCCUCGGAUAACCCGAAGAUGCACAACUCGGAGAUCUCCAAGCGGUUGGGCGCCCAGUGGAAGGACCUGUCCGAGACGGAGAAGCGCCCCUUUAUCGACGAAGCGAAACGGCUGCGGGCGGUGCACAUGAAGGAACACCCGGACUACAAGUACCGGCCACGUCGGAAGACGAAGACGCUGACCAAGACCAAGGAGAAGUACCCGCUGGGAGUGGGCUCGUUGCUGCAGUCUUCGAGCGAAGGCAACACGAUGCGAAACACGAGUUCGAUCUCGGCGGCCCAGCAAGCUGCGGCGGCGGCUGCGGCCAACCGUGAUAUGUACCAAAUGCCUCCCAACGGGUACAUGCCCAAUGGGUACAUGAUGCACGACCCGUCGGCGGCCGCCUACCAGUCCCAGCAGCACUACAUGAGCAAUUACCACCGCUACGACAUGGGCCAGAUGCACAACGCUGCCUCGACGGGUUCGCUCAACUCGUACAUGAACGCGACCGGCUACGGCAUGUACGGCACCGUGUCCGGCGGCCAAACCUCCCCGUACGGCCUCCAGCAACCCGGCUCGCCGUACAGCUCAAUCCAGCAACAGCCCGGCUCGCCGUACGGCCUCAACCAGCCCGGCAGCCAAAUCUCCUGCCAAAGCCAUAGUCCGAGCGAUUCCAGCGUCAAGUCCGAACCCGUCUCGCCUAGUCCAACCUCCACCAACAACAACCUGAUCAUGAAGCGAGAGUACGGCCAACCGACCGGGCCCGACCUCAGCCACCUCAUCAACAUGUACCACGUGCCGGAAAUGCAAUCCUCCGAACACCAGCGGAACCUGAUGCAGCACUACCAGCACAGUGCCUCCCCCGACCUCCAGACCCAGCAGCAGCAGCAGCAGCAGGUCCUCCGGACGAUGGCCCCCAUCUCGCACAUGUGAGACUUGGCCUCGUCGCCGCUAGCGCCGCCUCCCCAGCUAUCGCCGGUCCUCAACUCCGGCCAACUCUUCCACAACCCCUCGGCCGGCGCCACCUCCGCCAUUCAACCGCCUUCGCAAUCGUCCUCAUCCUCGUCCUCGUCACCGCUGUCGGCCUACCGCCAUCACCAGCACCAUCACCACCAUCUGCACCAUCACCACCUGAGUAACGGCGGCGGCGGUGGUGGCCUGAACGCGGCGGCCUCCUCACCCCCGCCGGAACUUCAUCACGCCGUCAGCAACUGCGUUAGUACCGAUCGCACUAAUCACCUUAUGGACAUAUCGCCACUCUAAUCCUCACUUUACUACUCCUUUAUUAUUUAAACAAAAAAACGAUUGGAACAUUUGUUAAGUUUUGUGAGCGGUUCCGGACCGCGCCGAUGUCCGGUUCGUGCAACUUUGAGGAAAGCAAAAAACAACCACUGUGUGAUAUUAUUUUCAUUCCCCAAUCCUCCCUCCUUUCUUAUUAAUGAAUUCUGUACAUUUUCUUCUUGAAUUAACUUUAUAUUUUUUAGAGAUUCGCGUUUUAGAACAAAAAAGUUGAAUUAUUUACGAUGUUUUCUUUUGUACAAAAAAAUCAAAAAACGCAAAAAAGAACCCCUUUUUACUCCCUCUCUCUUACUAAGUGAGCUAUUGUUAUUCGAUGCGUAUCCCGCUAAUUUGAGAUACACGCAAAAACGCAAAAGAACUGAAAUAAAAAUAAUGCAAAUAAAAAAAAACAACAAUCUUAAAUUAACACAUUCCGAGAGAGAGAGAAGCACAAAACUCAAUUCAACGGUCCACAAAACAACAAGAAAAAAACACAAACUUGUACAUAUAUAGUUUUUUUUCGGUUAUGCGCGCGACAGAAGGCCCAGUUUUCGCAGUGAACAAUGCUCGGUAGCGUAAGAGAAAGUCGAAUUGAAAAUUUUUAUUUUAUAAAUAAACUGAACUUAGAGAAAAAUCAA